Acanthosepion pharaonis is the source of this 459-nucleotide messenger RNA. Lineage: Eukaryota; Metazoa; Mollusca; Cephalopoda; Sepiida; Sepiidae. The record is from the annotation of a GenBank genome assembly.
AUGCAUAUUAUUUCGUCAGUAUCUAUCUACCUAUCUAAAAUACAUGUUCAUAGAUAUUUUCAAUAUGUUCCAUCUCUUUUCUCUCUCUUUAUCUAUCUAUCUAUCUAUCUAUCUAUCUAUCUAUCUAUCUAUCUAUCUAUCUAUACGGUCAAUUUUCGUAUCUUUCUUCUUUUCUAUAUUUUACUCUUUCAUUCAUAUAUUUCCUGUUUCUCCUUUUCAAUCUUUUACACCCAACAUUUUUGUCUUCCACCUCCUUUUAAAUCGAAACCUCUUUGGUUUACACGAUCUGUUUUUUCUAUCCCUUCUUUAUCUCCAUUUACUCAUUCUUUAAAACUUUCUUUUCAUCUUUUUACACUAAUAUUCUUCAGUCUUUUAUUUCUCCUUUUGUUAUUGUCUUUUACUCUUUCCUUUUCUUCUUCAUUCUAUACCACCUUUUUAUUCCUUCUUUUAAAUUACUAA